Messenger RNA from Thunnus maccoyii (southern bluefin tuna), 1876 nucleotides. RefSeq names its product calcyclin binding protein (gene cacybp). The transcript is spliced from 6 exons. Bases 132 to 815 code for a protein of 227 amino acids. Gene Ontology annotation, biological process: heart development. Gene Ontology annotation, cellular component: nucleus. Gene Ontology annotation, molecular function: ubiquitin protein ligase binding; tubulin binding; S100 protein binding. Lineage: Eukaryota; Metazoa; Chordata; Actinopteri; Scombriformes; Scombridae. The record is from RefSeq and is a predicted model, not a curated record.
ACAUAGAAGAAGAAGAAGAAAGAGGAGGAGAUUAUGCAAAAAAGUGAAAGUACUGUAUAGUGCAUAGCAGCGAAGAGCGGACAAACAAACUGCAGAGAAUAGCCAAUAUAACUGACUAAGACGAGGCUAAAAUGGAUCUUACCGAGCAGAUCAACCAAUUGGAGGCAGACUUGCAGGAGCUGGGGUCCCUCUUGGAGAAGGCAGAGAGGAAGAGAGUGCAGGAGCUGCUAAAGCAGGAGCAGAAAAAGGUGGAGAAAGAGAUUGCAGUCAAACGACAACAGAAGGAGCAACAGGCCAGGAGACAGGCAGACCCAGCUGCAGCCUCAAAGGCAACAUACACAGUCAAGAUCACAAACUAUGCGUGGGACCAGUCAGACAAAUUUGUCAAAAUUUACCUUACAUUGAAAGAUGUGCACAAAAUUCCAUCAGAAAAUGUGGACGUCAACUUUACAGAAAAGUCAUUUUCUGUGCUUGUGAAGGAUCUAGAUGGGAAAAAUCAUCAGAUGACAGUUCUCAAUCUGUUAUAUCCAAUCGAUGAGAAGGACAGCUAUAAAAAGAUAAAAACAGACAUGGUGAUGAUCAUGUGCAAGAAGCAGGCAACAAAGAAGUGGGAGUGCCUAACAAAGGUGGACAAGCAGUCGAAAGAGAAAGAUAAACCCGCUGUCGAUGAGAAUGCCGACCCCAGCGAGGGCCUGAUGAGCAUGUUGAAGAAGAUCUACUCAGAGGGCGAUGACGAGAUGAAGAGAACCAUCAACAAAGCCUGGUCGGAGUCCCAAGAAAAGAAAGUCAGAGGAGGAGACAUGAUGGAUUUCUGAACUGCAAUCACACCUUUUUCCACUGCAGGACCAAGAGAGAGCUGCCAGGGCAACUCUCAGCUGAAAUGACUUUAAGAUUGAAUGUUAUGGCUUGAAACUUAUGUCCAAUAUUUAAAUCAUAUUUCCACAAAUCUAGAAAUUGGAUAUGCAUCUCAUAAAUAAGGAGCUGGGAACAAUGUCAAAGACCUGGAUGGUCUCAUUUCGGCUUUGUUUAGAAAAGCAGGCUCUGUUAAUUGUGGGACCUCAGUGCAUAAAACUGACAAAUUGCUUUAGGAAAGGUCAUAAACAGAAAUAAUCGUCCUGUCCACCAGGUGGCAACCUUACACAGCAAGAAAUUACACCUUUUCAUCACUGCUUUGGGUUUUGCAAAGCCAGAUUAAAAGGGUAAAAAGAAAGUAAUCACGUCAUCACUACUUCACUACUUCAUGGUUUGGAUUGUACCAGGUUCAUUAAAAAAAUGUGAGACAUGUUCUGUAAAGUCAAUUCUUGUUAAUGGUGUUCCUGUGCAGAAUUCAAUGCAGCUAAACUGAAUUGAUUUUUCAAAUGUUGUACAAAAAGUGUAGAUUUGCCAAAGUCAUGCUCAUAUUCCUUAAAUUAAGACAACCAGGGGGCUCUUCUUAACUUUUUCUAAGUUUUCACAUUAGCCUUUAUUUUUUGUCAUUCCAUAAACUGAUCAAACGACAGUACUACUCAUGCAUCUAUCUAGUGUAAUAGUUUACAUCACUGCAUGGGUCUGUGUUUGAAAUGUAAUGCAUUGACUCAUACCUGUUGCAUAGUGUGAUGCUCUAAAACACAUUCUUUGUAAUUCCUUAAUGUGACUUGUUGCAUUUUGAUGAUGUUGGACAUUUUUCUGCUCUAACUCUCUACUUAUGGUAGCGCUGUUAAAAUGGGGAUUUUCCUUCCAACAUUUGUGAAUAAUGUAAAGAUUUAUGUUCUACUUAAAUAGUUUGGGUUUUUUGUUUUUGUUUUUUUAAUUUUGGCGUUUGUCAUCAGUUUACAUCUAUUGUUUCCCGCCCUCAGGUUGUUCAUGCAGUUCUCUCAAAUACAGCUCUUGAACUUGA